ACACCGCUCAAACAAAUCCGACAGGCGAGAGAAGAGGUCUGCCUGACAGGUUUGUCGAGUCGAGCGCAGAUAGGGUGUAGCGCAGAGCAGCUGCGUCAGGCCGAUCGGGUUGCCGUGUUGCAGCCAUAGCAGCUAGAAGUAAGUCCGUCGGCUAGUCCCGUGCGCUUGGCCCAUGUAGGUCGUAAGGGCCGCAUUGCUUCUGCGACUAGAGCACCCGUGGGAGAGAGGCUGACUGGGAUUUGACGCGUAGAGCGUGGGCUAAGCUCGUCGUCGUAAAAACAGAAAAUGCGGCUUCCUUUGCCGCCGCCCUUCGCCGGCGACGCCGCUGACGCCGGGAAGCAAGGAGCGGCUGUAGCGGCCGGUCGUCGCGCGAACGCCGCCGGCUGUAGCGCGGCUCGGAAGUGUAACACCACGGCUCCCCAUUCGUCUCAUUCGCCUCAGCAGCUACAGCCGCUACAGCUGCCGUCAUGGCUACAGGAGCUGCUGCAGCAGCAAGAGCGGCUGCUAGCAAGGAUACAGGGCGAUCCCCUUCGCUCCUAUUCCAUGGCUGCCGCUUCGUCCUCCCCUUCCUCUUCAGCUGCUGCUUCUUCGUCGCCCUCCCCUUCGGCCUCUUCUCCUUCUCCUUCGGCUUCUUCCCCGUCAGCUGUCGUGCCCCCCGCCACCACAGCGCAUCAGCAUCCCCCAUUCGCGAAAAUGCUGCAACCACCGCGUUUUUCCAAUCCCUUCGCCGCUCUCCCUAUCCCCGGGAGCUCGUCUUCCGCCUCCUCCGCUGCUUCCCCCGCCUCCUCCCCCGCCUCCGGCUCCGCCUCCCCCUCCGCCUCCCUAGGGGAAGCCGCUAAGCCAGACCCGGCGCCUUCCGCGUCGGGCUCUAGGGCGCUGAUCCUGCUACCGCGGCAGCGCCUUCUCUUAGUGCCGGCCGCCGACCCCACCCCCGCCACGCCUGAUGGCGUCAUCACCGUCGAGGCAGGUUCGCCGAAGGAUCCGAGCCCGGGUCUGGGAGCGCGUCCAGUCGGCCUGAAGUGGUCGAAACUUUCGGGAUGGCGGGUGGAGCUUCCGCCGAACCUUCCCGACCUGACGAAGCUUCGUCCGGAAAUCGAGAAGCUUCGGCCGGCGCUGGAGGCGCGUGUGCAGCACACGCUGUCGCACGUGCCGUUUCGGGAGCUCCUGGAGGAGAUCCAGCAGUGGAGCAAGGCGCGCGGGGGCCCCGGCGGGUGGGCGGAGGGCGCGCGCGUAUCGCGCGGGUCGCGGCGGUACCCGAACAAGCAGAAGCUGUCGUCCGUGCAGGACUUUUUCCAAUACGCGGAGUCGGAAGGCCGCCGCCUGUUCGCAGAGCUGGACACGGACGGCGACGGGCAGGUGCGCCUGGAGGACCUGGAGAGGGCGCUCAAGCGGCGGCGCCUGCCCGUGGCGCACGCGCGGCCGCUGCUGCGGCGCCUGAGGCGGCACUGGCUGGCGGCGUCAUUUGGGUGGGAGGAGUUCCAGUCGUUCAUGGAGGCGAAAGAACCCGCCAUGCUGAGGGCCUUCACCUCGCUCUGUGUUGGCUCCUCCGGGACGCUGCAAAAGGGACAGGUAUUCGCUUCACUGGAAAAGGCCGGCCUACCAGCCACGGAGAGCAACGUGCGCGCCAUGAUGCGCUUUCUAGACGCGGACGAGUCGGGCCACGUCACCUAUGGGGACUUCCGCAACUUCCUGCUGCUGCUGCCGCCUGAGCGGCUGCAAGGGAGCGACCCCAGCAUGGUGUGGUAUGAUGCAGCCACUAUGGUCCCCAUGGCGCCGCCCGCCGCCACAUCAGCGCCAGCUGGCAGUGUGAUCAAAUCUGCGCUGGCGGGCGGGCUGGCGUCGGGAUUGUCGACUUGUCUGAUGCAUCCACUGGAUACCAUCAAGACCCGGGUGCAGGCGUCCUCCGCUUCUCUCACAGAAGUCGUCAGAUCCGUGCCGUCCAUCGGCCUCCAGGGGCUCUACCGCGGCGCACCGCCCGCCAUUCUGGGGCAGUUUGCGUGCCACGGGGUGCGAACGGGCGCGUACGAAGCUUCCAAGAUGCUUCUUACCAGCAUGCUGCCCAAUCUCACUGAGUACCAGGUUCAACCCGUGGCCUCCCUUUGCUCCACUGUCUUGGGCACAGCCCUUCGCAUUCCCUGCGAGGUGCUCAAGCAGCAGCUGCAGGCAGGGCUGUAUGACAGCACAGGGGCGGCUCUGAGAGCCACGCUCAAGGAGGGCGGGGUGAAGGGGUUGUUUCGAGGCACCACUGCCACGCUGUGCCGGGAGGUGCCCUUCUACGUGUUCGGCAUGCUCAUCUACCUGCAAGUCAAGCGGGUGACUCGCCAUGUCAUCCGCAGGGAGCUCGCCCCCUGGGAGACGCUCCUACUGGGCGGCUUCUCGGGCGGCAUGGCAGCGAUCGCAAUCACGCCAUUCGACGUGAUCAAGACGCGCAUGAUGACGUCGCCGCCCGGCGCAGCGGCGGCUGGCAUGCUGACAGUUGGCGCGAACCUAUUGGCCACAGAGGGAGUGGGGGCGCUCUACAAGGGGUGGCUACCACGAUUCUUCUGGAUUGCUCCCCUUGGGGCGAUGAACUUCGCUGGGUAUGAGCUGGCGAAACAGGCGAUCGAUGAUGUCGGGGAGGAGGGGAAAGUGGAGUAGCAGAGGGAAAAGAGGAGUACAAGGUGUGGGUGGGGGUGUGGUGCUCGAGGAGGGGUGGCUGCUGUGCGACUUCAGCAUCGCCCCGCUCGGAGCGAUGAAACUUUGCUGGGCAGGAGCUGGCAAAGGAGGCGAGAUAGAUGAUGAUGUAGGGGAGGAGGGGAAGGAGUAACAGUCAAUUGGUCACAAUGAUGAUGAAGGGAGGGGAGGAGAAAGGCGGGUAAAGGCGUCGGGGUGCGCCACAAGGGGCGGCUGCUGAUUUCCUCUGAAUUGCGCACCGGGAGCAACGAACCGCAGGGGUAUGAGCUGUCAAAACAGGCAAUAGACGAUGUAGGGGAGCAGGGGGAAAGAAGAGAGAGGGCAGAGUAAAUGUUUAGCGAGGUUGGGGAGGGGGGGUGUCAAGAGAUUAACUUUUCUGGUCAAGGUUUAGGAAGCAGGCAAUACCUAGCAGAUGCAGGGCCAGGGUGGGGAUAGAGACGUAGCUGAUGCGGGAUACAGGAGGAAUAGGGAGUGCUUAAAGUAUCCACUACAUGGUGGUAGGCUUGUAUGGUGGCACACCUGGACGUAUACCCUGAAACGUAUACUAUUUUGGGCUAUGAGUGUUCCCUGGACGUGUUGAGGUAGCAAGCAUGCUUUGGGCUAUAG
Messenger RNA from Closterium sp. NIES-67, 3279 nucleotides. The record is from the annotation of a GenBank genome assembly. Lineage: Eukaryota; Viridiplantae; Streptophyta; Zygnematophyceae; Desmidiales; Closteriaceae.